Messenger RNA from Knipowitschia caucasica, 531 nucleotides. NCBI's taxonomy places the organism in Eukaryota, Metazoa, Chordata, Actinopteri, Gobiiformes, Gobiidae. The record is from the annotation of a GenBank genome assembly.
AUGGACAGACCAGUGGACAGACCAGAGGACAUACCAGAGGACAGACCAGUGGACAGACCAGUGGACAGACCAGUGGACAGACCAGUGGACAUACCAGAGGACAGACCAGUGGACAGACCAGAGGACAUACCAGAGGACAGACCAGUGGACAGACCAGAGGACAGACCAGAGUACAGACCAGUGGACAGACUAGUGGACAGACCAGUGGACAGACCAGUGGACAGACCAGUGGACAGACCAGAGUACAGACCAGUGGACAGACCAGUGGACAGACCAGUGGACAGACCAGUGGACAGACCAGUGGACAGACCAGUGGACAGACCAGUGAACAGACCAGAGGACAGACCAGUGGACAGACCAGUGGACAGACCAGUGGACAGACCAGUGGACAGACCAGAGGACAGACCAGAGGACAGACCAGAGGACAGACCAGAGUACAGACCAGAGGACAGACCAGUGGACAGACCAGAGUACAGACCAGUGAACAGACUAGUGGAGAGGCCUGUGCCUAAUAAAAAGUCACAUCACUGA